This is a messenger RNA of Fukomys damarensis (Damara mole-rat), 408 nucleotides long. RefSeq names its product developmental pluripotency associated 5 (gene Dppa5). Gene Ontology annotation, molecular function: mRNA binding. Gene Ontology annotation, biological process: regulation of gene expression. NCBI's taxonomy places the organism in Eukaryota, Metazoa, Chordata, Mammalia, Rodentia, Bathyergidae. The record is from RefSeq and is a predicted model, not a curated record. Gene Ontology annotation, cellular component: cytoplasm.
AUGGCACAGGGUGGCGGGCAGGAUGCAAUUACCGAGUUGGAACAAGACCAGGCCCUCAUGGCUUCUACUGUCACGUUUGGCAAAUGUUCCUGGGAGUCUGACAGCUCGGGCAUGGCCCAUUUCUCUUACUACCUGAAAGAUCCAGAGGUGUUCCAGACCCAGAUGUGACUGUUGGAAGCUGUAUUUGGCCCACACAAAUCUUGAAUCCCUCACAUUUGCAAGGCCAGACUCAAGGUGAUGGUUCUAGAAUCUGCUGACAUAACUGAGGUCAAGGGCUCCUACUUAGAGAUGCUCUGGACCAAGUGGACUCAGUCUGUAGUUGAGUGGCACUGUCAGCAGCAGAAGGAAAGGAUGCUCAGGCUUGAAGAAGCUGUGCGUGGCCUCCAGCAAGAUCCUUGGAUGAAGUGA